Coregonus sp. 'balchen' is the source of this 21248-nucleotide messenger RNA. Lineage: Eukaryota; Metazoa; Chordata; Actinopteri; Salmoniformes; Salmonidae. The record is from the annotation of a GenBank genome assembly.
CGACUCGCCACCCCUCCCCCAAACCCCUGGCCCUGCUGCUCAAACACAUAGGCCCUGGAGAGGUGGACACACAGGACAAGAACAAGGUACCACACACACACACCACCCACACACACGCACACACACACACACCGUUUACAAAGUUGGGUAAUAGUUCUAUCAAACAUGCUUGUUAUGGAACUGUCCCGGCUCUGUGAUUUGAUUGACUGAAUUAGUUCUGAGCAAUCCAAAGACACACGCACACACAACACACGCACACACACGUACGCACACACACACACACUGGAAUGACAAUUGGCUGCUUUGUCCUGACUCUUCAAGGCAGACAGUUGUGCAAAAUACAUUCUACACACACGCACACACACACACACACACACACAGGCCCCCUCUGUCUGUAGCGAUGAUGUCUAUCUGUCUGUUAGUACUGUAAUAAUCCAAUAUGCAUCAUCAGCAUGUCAGAUGACACUGGUUUCAGUAUGUCCCAGAAAACAUCUCUAACAACAACCAUAGAGGAGGUGAUAUCUAUGUUAUAGCAUACUGUUACUGACACUGUUACUGUCCCUGUUACUGUCCCUGUUACUGUCACUGUUACUGUCACUGUUACUGUCCCUGUUACUGUCCUUGUUACUGUCACUGUUACUGUCCCUGUUACUGUUCCUGUUCCUGUUCCUGUUACUGUCCCUGUUACUGUUCCUGUUACUGUCCCUGUUACUGUCCCUGUUACUGUCAUUGUUACUGUCCCUGUUACUGUUACUUUCCCUGUUACUGUCACUGUUACUGUCACUGUUACUGUUACUGUCACUGUUACUGUCACUGUUACUGUCCCUGUUACUGUCCCUGUUACUGUCCCUGUUACUGUUCCUGUUACUGUCCCUGUUACUGUCCCUGUUACUGUUCCUGUUACUGUCCCUGUUACUGUUCAUGUUACUGUCCCUGUUACUGUCCCUGUUACUGUUCCUGUUACUGUCCCUGUUACUGUCCCUGUUACAUUUACAUUUACGUCAUUUAGCAGACGCUCUUAUCCAGAGCGACUUACAGUUAGUGAGUGCAUACAUUUUCAUGUCACUGUCACUGUUACUGUCCCUGUUACUGUCCCUGUUGCUGUCACUGUUGCUGUCACUGUUAAAUCCUCAAUGCAGGCUUUGUGUGUUUCUGUAGAAUAUGUUCUAGGGCUUUUUGAUUUAGUUCCCUACACAGUUAUUCUUAAGGGCGGCAAGUAGCCUCAAGGUUAGAGAGUUGGGCCAGUAACCGAAAGGUCGCUGGUUUGAUUCCUGGAGACGAUAAGGUGAAAAAAAGGAUGAUCUGUUGCUGUGCCCUUGAGCAAGGCACUUAACCCCAAUUUCUCCAUGGGUGCUGGACAAUGGUGACCCUGACUGUGACCCCAGGGAGAGUUGGGAUAUGCAAAAAACACAUUUCCAUUAUGCACUUGUGUGUAACAGGACAAAUAUAAAUGACAAUAAUGUCUCUCCCUGCAGCAGACAGCGCUCCACUGGUCAGCGUUCUAUAACAGGCCGGAGCAUGUCAGACUGCUCAUCAAACACGACUCCAACAUCGGCAUCCCAGAUAGCGAGGGCAAGAUCCCCCUACACUGGGCUGCACACAGCCAGGAGCACACCGCUACACACACCGUCCGCUGCAUACUGGUACACACACACACACACACACACAGUAUCCAGUGAUAAUGUCAUCCUUAUACACACCGUCCUCUGCUUGCUGAUUUAAAUGAGGUGUGUGUGUAGGAGGCGGCUCCUACCGAGUCUCUGUUGAACUGGCAGGACUAUGAGGGGCGCACGCCGUUGCACUUUGCUGUUGCUGACGGCAACGAGGCGGUGGUGGAGGUGCUGACAUCAUACGAAGGCUGCAGCGUCACGGCGUACGACAACCUGUUCAGAACUCCACUGCAUUGGGCUGCACUGCUGGGUAAGAGACUGUGUGUGUUUACAAUGUGGAUCCUAUCAUCAGAAUGGGCUUCCAUCACUGAUCCAGAUACUGGACGGUCAGCCGAAGCGGGACCUGAAAAUGUUGAUGUGCGCGCAUGUGUGUAUUUCAGGCCAUGCCAAGAUAGUGCACUUGUUGUUGGAGAGGAACACGUCAGGCACCAUCCCAUCAGACAGCCAGGGAGCCACACCUCUACACUAUGGAGCACAGAGCAACUACGCCGUAUGUAGACACACGUGCACAAACACGCACAAACACACACACACACACACACACGUUUUCAAGUUAUAUCAAUGACUCAUGACAAAGUAUCUAUCCACAUUAAUGUGUAUGACUUGUACCAAAAUUGUGUGUGUGUAGGAGACGGUGGGUGUGUUUCUGUCCCACCCCUCUGUGAAGGACGAGCCAGAUCUGGAGGGCCGCACAGCGUUCAUGUGGGCUGCUGGCAAAGGAAGUGAUGAUGUCAUACGCACCAUGCUGACAAUCACGCCUCACAUCGACAUCAACAUGGCCGACAAGUACGGAGGCACUGGUGAGGAACUCUGGGAUGUGGGAGGAAAUUUGUUUUAUACGCAGAGAUUGAUUCAGUCAGCAGUAGACCUAGAGCUGCUGUGACUGGUCAGAUUGGUAGAGGACACCUCCCCCCUCACCCUUUCACCCACAUAAUCGACCCCAAAACCACGCUCAACCACCCCACCCCGUCCCGACCACCGCCCCGACCCUCACCACCCCCCACCCCACGUCACGCCCCACCUACCCCCCACUCCCUCACACCCACUCCUCACCCAUAACCCCUACCCCCUACUUAACUCACCACGCCCCCUAUUCACCCUUCACCCCCUACCCCCUCACCCCCUUCAACACAGGUUCCCAGACCAUGAUCUUAAUGCCCUGGCACUGUCACCAUCACAGUACAGAGAGAGAUAAACAGACAGAGAUGACACACACACACACACACACAGACACACACACACACUGGUGCUGGCCUCUGUCAUCCUGCGUGUGUAGGAAUGUUGAGGCACUGGAGGGUGCAAGACAGCGUCUGUCUGAUGUCACAGGGGAUUCCCCAGCGGGGCAUAGAUGUCAGGGGAUUGCCCGAAAGCAGUGGAGCGGGAGAGACGCGUGGGGAGAGAGACAUGUCAACACAUAACUGACACUGUUAAGAAAAUUACCAAAACCAGUGAGCAUGAACACACACUCCCUGACACACACACUCUCCCUGACACACACAUACACACACACACACACCAUCCCCAAGCUGAAGACACGCCAUCCUGUGUCCCCUGCUCUGCCCCGUGGGCUGAUUGGAGCACUAAUCACCAUGGCGAUGCCCCCACUUCCUGCCCUGCAGGGACAAUUUAUGUGGGCAUAUGCUAAUGAGUUGGCGAAAUAUGCAAAUGAUCUGGUGUGCUAUGCUAAUGAGGUUGAGUAUGAUUGGGGAGCAGAGUGGGUUGUUUAGAGUCACUGGAGUAGAUUGAUGGGCCAGUGGCGUAAAGAUUGACUGACAUGAAAUAACAUCACAACACAAUACAGGGUCAAAGUGUAACAAAGGGCUUUUCAUUUGACAAACUGGUUCUGAAAACUCGAGUAGGUGAGGCUGCUGAAGUGUGUGGAGGCUGAAAAUCUAAGCUCAAUGCGUGUGUGUGUGUGUGUGUGUGUGCGUGUGUGUGUGUGUGUGUGUGUGUGUUGCAGCGCUGCACGCGGCCUCCCUGUCGGGUCAUGUGAGUACAGUGAGUUUGCUGUUGGAGAGAGGAGCCAUAGUUGACAGUCUAGACGUGAUGAAACACACACCUCUGUUCAGAGCCUGUGAGAUGGGACACCGCCACAUCAUCCUCACACUUAUCAAAGGUACACAGCAAAGAUGGUGGAUAAUUGAAGAUGUCUUACUCAGGUCGUUUACCAUUGGAAAAAGGAGCGAGUGAGAUGUCCCGCCUCUGGUACGCAGUACCCCAGUGUGUGUUGGUGAUUAUUGUAGACUUGGUAUCCUAGUCCUUGAAUACAUUGUGGUCCAGUAGUAGUGAAGAGUUUGUGGUCAUACACACAUCCUUAAAAACGUAGGUGCUCACAUCCCAAAAUAUACACAUUUCCCCUCACAUGACCAUUAUGCACGGUGGGUGUGGAAUUGGGAGUUUAGUAGGAGUGACUCAAUAAUAUAUAGAAUAUAUGCCAUUUAGCAGACACUUUUAUCCAAAGUGACUUACAGUCAUGCAUGCAUACAUUUUGUAUGGGUGGCCCCGGGAAUCAAACCCACAAUCCUGGCGUUGCAAGCACCAUCCUCUAGCAACUGAACCAUACAGGACUACACUAGUGUCAGUGUACCAUGCUCUACCAACUGAGCAAUACAGGACUACACUAGUACCAGUGUACCAUGCUCUACCAACUGAACCAUACAGGACUACACUAGUGUCAGUGUACCAUGCUCUACCAACUGAACCAUACAGGACUACACUAGUACCAGUGUACCAUGCUCUACCAACUGAACCAUACAGGACUACACUAGUACCAGUGUACCAUGCUCUACCAACUGAACCAUACAGGACUACACUAGUACCAGUGUACCAUGCUCUACCAACUGAACCAUACAGGACUACACUAGUACCAGUGUACCAUGCUCUACCAACUGAACCAUACAGGACUACACUAGUACCAGUGUACCAUGCUCUACCAACUGAACCACACAGGACUACACUAGUACCAGUGUACCAUGCUCUACCAACUGAACCAUACAGGACUACACUAGUACCAGUGUACCAUGCUCUACCAACUGAACCAUACAGGACUACACUAGUACCAGUGUACCAUGCUCUACCAACUGAACCAUACAGGACUACACUAGUGCCAGUGUACCAUGCUCUAGCAACUGAACCAUACAGGACUACACUAGUGUCAGUGUACCAUGCUCUACCAACUGAACCACACAGGACUACACUAGUACCAGUGUACCAUGCUCUACCAACUGAACCAUACAGGACUACACUAGUACCAGUGUACCAUGCUCUACCAACUGAACCAUACAGGACUACACUAGUACCAGUGUACCAUGCUCUACCAACUGAACCAUACAGGACUACACUAGUACCAGUGUACCAUGCUCUACCAACUGAACCAUACAGACUACACUAGUACCAGUGUACCAUGCUCUACCAACUGAACCAUACAGGACUACACUAGUACCAGUGUACCAUGCUCUACCAACUGAACCAUACAGGACUACACUAGUACCAGUGUACCAUGCUCUACCAACUGAACCAUACAGGACUACACUAGUACCAGUGUACCAUGCUCUACCAACUGAACCAUACAGGACUACACUAGUGUCAGUGUACCAUGCUCUACCAACUGAGCAAUACAGGACUACACUAGUACCAGUGUACCAUGCUCUACCAACUGAACCAUACAGGACUACACUAGUGUCAGUGUACCAUGCUCUACCAACUGAGAAUACAGGACUACACUAGUGCCAGUGUACCAUGCUCUACCAACUGAACCAUACAGGACUACACUAGUGUCAGUGUACCAUGCUCUACCAACUGAACCAUACAGGACUACACUAGUCCAGUGUACCAUGCUCUACCAACUGAGCAAUACAGGACUACACUAGUACCAGUGUACCAUGCUCUACCAACUGAACCAUACAGGACUACACUAGUGCCAGUGUACCAUGCUCUUGUAAUGCAGGAGUUGGGUGGGCUUACUAUGGUGAAGAAUGCCUCAUUGAUUUUCAUUGUGUAGGCUCUGCUCGUGUCCACCUGGUGGAUCUAGAUGGACACACUGCUCUGCACUGGGCGGCUCUGGGGGGAACGCUGAAGUCUGCCAGGUCCGUCUUUUCACCUUUAUACACUAUUGUAUUAAACCUGAACACUUCUUCAUUUGUCUUCCAUUUCCUUUCGUUAUAGACUGUGUUAAGUGUGUGUUGUAAAGUGCAUUGAGCCUGUUAACUGGUACUGUAACCUCAGUGUGAUGUCAUGGUAGUUGCUGAUGGAGAAUGGGAUCAAUCCUAACGUCCAGGACCUGGCAGGCAGGACUCCUCUUCAGUGUGCUGCUUACGGAGGAUACAUCACCUGUAUGGCUGUACUACUCAUGGAGAACAACGCCGACCCUAAUAUACAGGACAAAGAGGUACACACACACACACACACACACACACACACACAGACAUACAUUACAUUACAUACACACACACACACAAAGUACUCUCCACUGGUCCUGUACUACUGUGUGUGUCUGUAGGGCAGGACAGCUCUCCACUGGUCGUGUAACAAUGGCUAUCUGGAUGCUGUGAAGCUGCUGCUGAACUCUAAUGCCUUCCCCAACCACAUGGAACACAACGAGGAGAGGUGAGGAGGAGGAGGAGGAUGAGGAAGUGCCUCAUCUAUAGUUUGGAAGGACAUCAGCUCCUGCAACAGUAGCAAGUAUCUGUUUUGAUUCAAUAAGUAGCUGUUGGUAUUGUCUUGCUAAGGAAAUUUAGUUUAAGUGCUGUCUCUAUCUAGUGGCCUACUUAAUUGUAUUUGUACUUGUCUUGUCCUACUAGCACUGACUUUGCUGAUAACUACAGGUAACUGCCAAGAUAAAGGAAACCCCAACAUAAAGCGUCUUAAUAGGGCGUUGGGCCACCACGAGCCAGAACAGCUUCAAUGCACCUUGGCAUAGAUUCUACAAGUGUCUGGAACUCAAUUGGAGAGAUGCGACACCAUUCUUCCAUGAGAAAUUCCAUCAUUUGGUGUUUUGUUGAUAGUGGUGGAAGACGCUGUCUCAGUCACCGUUCCAGAAUCAAUUGGGUUGAGAUCUGGUGACUGAGACGGCCUUGGAAUAUGGUUUACAUAGUUUUCAUGCUCAUCAUAUCAUUCAGUAACCACUCGUGCCCUGUGGAUGGGAGCAUUGUCAUCCUAUGGGGGCAUAGCCAUGGUAGCCAAAACAAUGGCCUACCCAGCAUUUUUAUACAUGACCCUAAGAAUGAUGGGAUGUUAAUUGCUUAAUUAACUCAGGAACCACACCUGUGUGCAGCACCUGCUUUCAAUAUACUUUGUAUCCCUCAUUUACUCAAGUGUUUCCAUUAUUUUGGCAGUUACCUGUACUUUAUUGAGGGAAAAUGUACUUGCUACGAUUGUGAUGUUGUUGUCUCACCUAGCUAUGUUAAGAUGAAUGCACUAAUUGUAAGUCGCUCUGGAUAAGAGCAUCUGCUAAAUGUAAUCAAUGUAAAAUGUUUUGUAAUGUUCAUAAUGAAUUUUGUGAACCUAUUCUCUGUGUGUGUUGUUUUUCAUAAAGCAAGUUAAUUAGGUUAAAGAUACACUAUGCAGAUUUUGAGUUCAUACAGGCGCAGAAUUAAUAAACAGUUGAUUAAAAUUGCACUUUUGUUAAAGGUGCACUAUGCAGAAAUCGCUCCGCCAUUUCCUGCUUGCUAAAAUUCGAAUAGUUCGCCUAAUAUCAGUUUAUGUGACAAAACAAGCAAGUAUAGUGUAGAGAAUCAUUGUACCGUCUAAACCGCUGUGAAAUAUAUUUUCCAUAACCAAUAAUGUUGUAUUUUCAGCUGUUUGAAGCUGGUGUACAGAACCAAAAGUUAAAAGACGCAAAAACGAAACUUAGAACAGAUCUACUCUUCUUAGACUUGCUUUCAUUGAAAAGUUACAUAUUGCAGCUUUAAGUGUGUGUGUUCAUGGUGUGUUCAUGGUGUGUUCAUGGUGUGUGUGUAUAGGUACACCCCCCUGGACUAUGCCCUCCUAGGGGAACACAGUGAGGUGACUCAGUACAUGUUGGAGCAUGGAGCUCUGUCUAUAGCAGCCAUCCAAGACAUCGCUGCUGCUUCCAUCCAGGCCCUGUAUAAAGGAUACACCGUCCGCAAGGCCUUCACUGAGAGGAAACAACUCCUGAUGAGACACGAACAGCUACGCAAGGAUGCAGCCAAGUACCACACACACACACACAUACAGACAUGGCAUACACACAAUCACACACACACACACACACACCACACACUCACACUCACACACAUAGAAACGAGCGUUGUGAUCCAUCCCCUGUCUGCUCAGUGCUCUCUGUCAACAACUCUAUCAUAGUCAACCAGAUCAUGGCAAACACACACACACACACACACACACAAACACACACACACCCACAUGCUCUUUCUAUAUAUUUUCUCUCUCUCUCUCUCUCCUCCCUCUCUCUCCAUCUCUCCCUGUCUUAUUCCCCCAACCCAUAUAGAAACAGUCACACUCUCUCCAUAUCCAUCUUUCCACCUGUCAUCCCUGCAUACACAUACAUCUUCUCCCUGUCUCUCUCUCUCUCUCUCUCUCUCUCUCUCUCUCUCUCUCUCUCUCUCUCUCUCUCUCUCUCUCUCUCUCUCUCUCUCUCUCUCUCUCUCUCUCUCUCUCUCUCUCUCUCUCUCUCUCUCUCUCUCUCUCUCUCUCUCUCUCUUCUCCCAGUCUGUCUCUCUCUAUCGCUCACACAUCCCCCUUUUAUAAUUCUAUAAACGGCCUGUAAGGGUCUCUGUGUUUGGGACUCCUAUUAGGCUUGGAUUACUAUAAGGAUUCUGCUGUCGUUCUUUGUAACGGCAGGACUAGUUUGUGAUGUUAGAGUUUGGGCUGGUUCAGCGUUAGGGUUUAGAUAGGGCUUUGAGAUAAGGCUAUAACUAGGGUUAGGGUGUAUGUGUGUGAGACGUGUGUGAGACGUGUGUCAUUAUGUCACUCAGGAAACGCGAGGAGGAGCAGCGGAGGCGGGAGGCGGAGCAGCAAAUUUCACUGGCCAGAACAGAGAAACAGAGGAUGUUAUUGGCCCGCGCUGAGCAGGAGCAGCUGUCAUUGGCUGAGACUAUGAAGGAACUGUCAGUGUAUGAGAGAGAGGCAGGGGGUGGGGCUAAGACAGCCUCCAAAGCAGAACAGACCAACAGCAAAGAGGAGACACGGAAACACAGUGGUACGGACACACACACACCACAGGAGGCUGCUGAGGGGAGGACGGCUUAUAAUAAUGGCUGAAAUGGAGUAAAUGGAAUGGUAUCAAACAUGUUUGAUGAGUUUCCAUACCAUUCCAUUAAUUCCAUUCCAGCCAUUACUAUGAGCCCGUCCUCCCCAGUUAAGGUGACACCAAACUAGUUUUCAUUGGGAAGGCAGAUAAAGCCUUUUUUAUCAAAAGCAAUCACUUUUGCAUGUGAAUCCUACUCAUUACUGUUGGAUUUGAGAAGGGUGCUCCUCCCUCAUCGCUUUUGCCCGUUCACGUCACGGGCCAUAAACCGGUGCCCCGAGGCUCAGCGUAAUCGGAUCCGCCCAAUGAAAAACAGGUGAAAUGAUGAACGUGAUCUUCAUUAUCUCCUACCAUAUUGCACAAGUUGACUGCAGGUAUUACUUAAAAAGUAGCUCGAAAUAUUCAAAUGUAAAUAAAAAAAACGAAAAGAAGUAGUUUCAAUGGUAUUGACGGUAUUGAAAAACCAUCCCGUGGCUAUUUCCAAAACCCUGGACUACGAUAUAUAUACGGUAUACCGCUCAAACCUAACACACACACACGUAUACACACUCUCUCAAUCUCUUACUUCCCUCUCUUUCUCAGCACAUAAAUUUAGAAGCAGAUCCUCCAGGAAAGGGAAGGAGGCGGAGCCAGCCAAAGACCCUGACCCCGUGGUGACCCCUCACCCCUCAGUGACCUCUGACACCAUGCCCCCUGCCCAGGCUUCUAGGGUCAGGGAGCGUCUCUCUCCUGCAGGCUGCAGCCGACCCCCCAGCCCAAAACACAGACCCCCCACCACUCCCAGGACCAAGAGACGCACCUCCGCAAACACACACACUACCUCCAACACACACACUCCUUCCAACACACACACUCCUUCCAACACACACACUCCUUCCAACACACACACUCCUUCCAACACACACACUCCUUCCAACACACACACUCCAUCCAACAUACACACUCCAUCCAACACACACACAUCUACUAGCCCCACCAUGGACCAAGAAGCCCCCAGCACCAGGGAACGCACCCCUAGAAGCAAGAGAGACGCACACACCACCACACACAACCCCAGACACAGGACACGCCCUGCCACAGACCAUACCACCUCCUCCAGCAAGUACCACACUAAAGCCUCCACACAGUCACACCGCCCCAGCAGCAGCAAGCCCAGGGAGGGGGACAGAGACCAGGCUGCCUGCACUAUCCAACGAGCCUGGAGGAGGUAAGGUUUAAGCCCAACCAGGGAUGGUCUGCUUUUCAUUCUUCCCAUUCCAUCUCCAAGCUGAGCCAGUAUUGGGGGUACUGCCAUGGAAUAGAGCCUGUGGCCCCUUUACCAAAGCAGAGGUGAUCAGAGACUUUCUCUCUGGCCCGAUACCAAGGUUGGCUCUGAGAUGGCUUCCCAAAGAGCCUGGAGGAAGUGUGUGUAUGGUUGAAGAGGGGGGGUUAUACUGUGCUCCACAGUAGCAUUCUCUCUUACCAUGAGAGUGUGGCAGUGCCAUGUGGGGCCCACAUGUGUCUGCCCUCCCUACACACACACCAGGUUACACACAGCGUCUCCCCCUCUCGCUCUCUGUGGUCUGGCUGCCUGCCCUCCUACCAUCAACACCUCCAUUACGGGGGAGAGGUGGGGGAGACGGGGUAUAAUCUGGAGCCCUCUCAGCGUUUUAACGAGAGGCUAAAAGUUCAGGCGUGCUGUUCUAAUAGCUACCAGCAGCCUCUCAUUCAGGGCCUACUACCCCACAGCGGAAAGCCCUCUGUUCCCAGCCACCAGUAGGUUACUAAGCUCCUAAAGUAUGCCAUGGCCGGGUUCUGUUCCCCUAGAGGAAGUGUUAGGUAUUGAUGCUGAAGAGUAGCAGACCCAGAAUUGAGCCUUGUGGAACCCCUGAGGUUGGACACUGAAUUAUUAUGUCUCACCUCUCUUAAACCAGCUUUUCCAGGGAUGCCUGUAAUGUUUUUCAGUGGCCUGAAUAAUGUCCAAAUGUCAUGUGUUGUGUAAUAAACAAACUAAAUAGGUUGGACAAAUGAAGGCCUCUCCAAUGUACUGUGUUCUGGGUGUGUUUGUGUGUAGGUUCCAUGUGCGUGGCAGAUUGAGGGAGGCUCUUGGUGCUAGGAAAGGGAUGGAGACACCUGAGGCCGCCUCCCUCCUGAUCCAGCUGCUCUGGGAUAGGCCGGCUUUCUCUAGUCACACCCCUAUUAGGACCAAGCCUGAGGCCAGAGUUCCGCCCACCAAGACAGCAGCCAAGACCUCAGUGCUGCAAAGCAUCUAUGGUAAGGCCUGGCGUUCUGUCCAGAAUGGUUUGAUUCUGUCUUCAAUUUGUUUAAACUCUGAACUGUUAACAUUUAGAGAUUGACCAAUUCUUAACAGCGCCUAGUCGCCUACUGUAAAUGGGUGCAUUACUGCCGAGCUGCAGCUUCAAACUCCAACAUAUCUGUAUGGGAUUAGUAUAGGGUGGUGUAUAGUCCACUUAAGAUAUUAGCAGUCCUUCAUCUUAGAAGUGUACAGUUUUUGAUUAAGGAAAAUAUUUGUUUCCUGAGGUGAUGGUAUGAAGCUGUUUGGUUUGGAAUUUGAUGUUAUGUUAAAACAGAAUAAGAGAGGCAUCAAGGCAGAGAGUUAGCAAUAACUAUUUACCUUAUAAUGUUAAUAUACACAUGCAAUCACACUCUCAGCUGUGAAUACAUAAUCAUAUAAUCAUAUAGAGAUGUGUGUGAGUUGUGUGUUGUAAUAACCUCUGGUACGGGUUCGACCCAUAGACAGGCCUGACCUUCAGCACACAUGACCAGGUGAUGAUUGGAGAAUGGGCAGAAACCUACCAGUGCCAACACAUACACCGAUACACCCAGAUAGACCCCCUACCUUUUCUGGCCUGACGUGGCAGCCCGCCCCCUUUCACACACACACAUACACACACGCUGACAGUCCUGUCGACUGCUGCUGUGAAAAGUUCAGAGCUGUCAGGGGGAAUGUCAGACGACUGCGUGGAGCUGUCUCCUGAACACACAUACACACAUUAACGAAACCCAUUGUCUCUCUCUCAGACAUACAAACCCGUCAACCACAUUCACCUAUGUGUGUGUACAGAGGUAUCACAGAACAGGCCCCGUGUAGCUCAGUUGAGAGAGCAUGGCGCUUGCAAUGCCAGGGUUGUGGGUUCGUUUCCCACAGGGGGCCAGUAUGAAAUAAAAUAAAAUGAAUGCACAAACUGUAAGUCGCUCUGGAUAAAAGCGUCUGCUAAAAUGUAAAAUGUGUUUUUCCUAUUUCUUUAGUUCAGUUUCACUCUUCUUACAGGUUGACGUUUCCAAGGCUGUACUUCAUUCCUUUCGCCAUGCUUUGUUUGGUGGUACAGGUGUAGUGUUGAUAAAAAAUUGUUACCACUUGAAGGCCCCAGCGGGAUUUGAACUCGCGACCCCUGGUUUACGAGACCAGUGCUCUAACCACUGAGCUAUGGAGCCUUGUUUUUCACAGUUCAACCAGGAGGACAAAAGGAUUUAAAUUAUACUCCCAUUCGAGAACAAAGAUAGCGUCACACCCAACCUGACAGGCAGGUUACCAGUCAGGCUCUUAAAACAAAGGACACUCCCUGAUCUCCCUUAAACUUAAACAGCGUACCCCAGCUUGGCAGUUACAGUUAGAUGCAUGAAUGAAACCAAAAUGAGUCAGAUUGCAAAUGUCCUGUUUUUUAUUGGUCCUUCCAGAUGGAUUAUGUGUGUAGCGAUUCACCAUUCAAGCUAGCAGCCUUGGCCAAUUUUUAUAUUUCAGACUUACAAUGUUGCUAUUUUUUUGUCUUGCAGUAGGCUCUCCAGAUGUUUCUGUGUAUAAUGACUGUGUGUGUGUGUAUAUGUACAGUUGAAGUCGGAGGUUUACAUACACUUAGGUUGGAGUCAUUGGGGCGGCAGGUAGCUUAGUGGUUAAGAGCGUUGUGCCAGUCACCGAAAGGUCACUGGUUCUAAUCCCCGAGCUGACUAGGUGAAAAAUCUGUCGAUGUGCCCUUGAGCAAGGCACUUAACCCUAAUUGCUCGUGUAAGUCGCUCUGAUAAGAGCAUCUGCUAAAUGACUAAAAUGGAAAUGUCAUUAAAACUCAUUUUUCAACCACUCCACACAUUUCCUGUUAACAAACUAUAGUUUUGGCAAGUCGGUUAGGACAUCUACUUUGUGCAUGACACAAGUAAUUUAUCCAACAAUUGUUUACAGAUAGAUUAUUUCACUUACAAUUCACUGUAUCACAAUUCCAGUGGGUCAGAAGUUUACAUACACUAAGUUGACAUUGCCUUUAAACAGCUUGGAAAAUUCCAGAAAAUGAUGUCAUGGCUUUAGAAGCUUCUGAUAGGCUAAUUGACAUCAUUUGAGUCAAUUGGAGGUGUACCUGUGGAUGUAUUUCAAGGCCUACCUUCAAACUCAGUGCCUCUUUGCUUGACAUCAUGGGAAAAUCAAAAGGAAAUCAGCCAAGACCUCAGAAAAAAAAUUAUAGAUCUACACAAGUCUGGUUCAUCCUUGGGAGCAAUUUCCAAACGCCUGAAGGUACCACGUUCAUCUGUACAAACAAUAGUACGUAAGUAUAAACACCAUGGGACCACGCAGCCGUCAUACCGCUCAGGAAGGAGACGCGUUCUGUCUCCUAGAGAUUAACGUACUUUGGUGCGAAAAGUGCAAAUGAAUCCCAGAACAACAGCAAAGGAUCUUGUGAAGAUGCUGGAGGAAACAGGUACAAAAGUAUCUAUAUCCACAGUAAAACAAGUCCUAUAUCGACAUAACCUGAAAGGCCGCUCAGCAAGGAAGAAGCCACUGCUCCAAAACCGCCAUAAAAAAGUCAGACUACGUACUUUUAGGAGAAAAGUCCUCUGGUCUGAUGAAACAAAAAUAGAACUGUUUGCCCAUAAUGACCAUCGGUAUGUUUGGAGGAAAAAGGGGGUACUUGCAAGCCGAAGAACACCAUCCCAACCAGUGAAGCGGGGGGGGGGUUCUUCCAAAUGGACAAUGACCCCAAGCAUACUUCAAAAGUUGUGGCAAAAUGGCUUAAGGACAACAAAGUCAAGGUAUUGGAGUGGCCAUCACAAAGCCCUGACCUCAAUCCAAUAGAACAUUUGUGGGCAGAACUGAAAAGGCAUGUGCGAGCAAGGAGGCCUACAAACCUGACUCAGUUACACCAGCUCUGUCAGGAGGAAUGGGCCAAAAUUCACCCAACUUAUUGUGGGAAGCUUGUGGAAGGCUACCCGACACGUUUGACCCAAGUUAAACAAUUUAAAGGCAAUGCUACCAAAUACUAAUUGAGUGUAUGUAAAGUUCUGACCCACUGGCAAUGUGAUGAAAGCUGAAAUAAAUCAUUCUCUCUACUAUGAUUCUGACAUGUCACAUUCUUAAAAUAAAGUGGUGAUCCUAACUGACCUAAGACAGGGAAUAUUUACUAGGAUUAAAUGUCAGGAAUUGUGAAAAACUGAGUUUAAAUAUAUUUGGCUAAGGUGUAUGUAAACUUCCGCCUUCAACUGUACGUAGUUGAUUUGUAUGCUUAUUGUCUUGUAGGAGGUUCUGUGGCCCGAAGGGGGCGCUCUCUCGGGGGUUCUCAGUCUCAGAUACUACUGGACCUGUCACUACGCACACACAGCCAGCGUGAGUACUCUCUCUCUCUCACACACACACACACACACCUGGUUGUAUUAUGUGAAUAGAGUGAUGUGGAUGAACUGUACAAAAUCUCUGUUUCCUCUGUUAACAUGUUUAUUAUACUUUCUGUGUGUGUGUUUUUGCAGUGAGCAGUAUGGAGUGUGUGCACCUGUGUGAUGCAGUGGGGCAGGCCAGGCAGUACUCCUACCACCUCAGACCCCACAGCGCUGGACAGGGCCGGGGGAAACACUGACGACUACACAUACCCUGCAUGUGUCCUUUGUGGCUCAGUUGGUAGAGCAUGGCGCUUGUAAUGCUAGGGUACUGGGUUUGAAUCCCGGGGCCACCCUUAUGUAAAAUGUAUGCACGCGUGACUGUAAGUCAAUUUGGCUAAAAGCGUCUGCUAAAUGGCAUACAUAUGUGUGUUGCCGUUAAGUUAUUUACUUACCCAACUGCCUUAUCAUGGUGGGGUUAUUGGCCAGAUUGUACCAAAGAGGAUCUAUAUACUGAGAAAAGGUGGGACCCAAUGCUGUAACUAUGGGAAUACAUUUCUGCAGAGGUGGGAACACUUGAGCCAAUGAGAGGGCAGGUUUGCGUGUGAACAACAGGCAUUGUUUUUGUCAAAGAGGCCACGUGCGUCCACUUAUAUCAGUACAUUCGUAAUAACAAACAUUACGAAACUUACAUUCGAUCAAAUAAGCCUCACUCAUCAAUUCAAUUUUAUGUUGACAAAAUUUAACACUCAUUGACCUCCAUACAAAAAAAUCCCCACUUGGUUUGUGUCACGCUGUAUUCUCGCGCAGACAGAUUUUCUUGCUUAGCCUCUUCCUCUCAGAUUGUACUCUCUUCCUGUGACCAGUAUUAUAAACAAAGCUAUGUGACAUCACAGUCAUGACCUCACAGGGAGGAGUUAAGUCUACCGCCAUGGUGUGUGUGCAAGAUAAUUUCAACCAUACAGAGAAUGAACACACACACACAGAGAGAUAACCUUUCCUCCCAUGUGGAGAAUGAGGCAGUCUGUCAACAGCCAGUCAUACAGCCAGCCCACCUGCAGACGCAGACACACAAGUCUGCUUGCAGACACACACGCCUGCUUGCAGACCCACACACUCUUCCCGUCAGCCAUAACACUUGUACUAGGUUGUAGUCAGCUCUACCUUAGUAUCUACCUGAGCAGGUUCGCACAGGCAUGCAUGUCCCUCCCCCUUUCCCCUCAGCCAUAAUAGUAGGUAGACAGAUGUCCACAAGGUACUUUGGCGCCACAGGGUACAGGUGUACCUGUGCUUUCUCUGUGGAGGGGGGUAUAUUUAUGCAUUUUAUACACACUCCGUUACUCUCUUUAAUCGUAUACUAUACGUCACUUCCUGCCUUAAAGAGAUAGUCGACUUAAAAAUCUAAGUUUGCCAUAUGUUUGUGGCACCUCAUCAAAAAGCCUGUUAUCAUUUAGAGGGGAACUGUCACUUUAAAGAUAGAAACUGUGUUUCAGUGUCAAUGCUGUUCAAUCUGAUGCACUUAGGUUGAAACACCAUCAGAUGCCAAGUCUUUACAACCUCAAUGUGAUAAUGUCAAUAUUGUUUUUCUACUCUUUUAUAAAACUUCUCAAAUAAAUAAAUUGACAAGUUUCACUGACUCCAGCUUUAUUUUGUCUUUUUGUAACAAAAACUAAUCAGUUGAGAAAUACUUUAAUUCAAUCCAUGUCUUGGAGAUGCAGUGUGUGCAGGCUUUGGUUCCAGCCCAGCACUAAUACCCCUGAUUCAGAUGAUUAGUUAAACAAGUAUAUUAGUGCUGGACUGUAACUAAAGCCUGCACAUCCUUUUAACUCUCCAGGACUAGUGGUGGCCACAAGAUUUAGCAAUAUGAAGAAGACAGUUGGUUUUGGGCCAGGAAUUAUAGCUGAAUGAGGAGGACAGAGAGACCGAUGGGGAAGAGAGGAUGUCUGGGGUUAGACCAGGGGUAUCAAACUCAUUCCACGGAGGGCCUAGUGUCUGCAGGUUUUUGGUUUUCCCUUUCAAUUAAGACCUAGACAAUCAGGUGAGGGGAGUUCCUUACUCAUUAGUGACCUUAAUUCAUCCAUCAAGUACAAGGGUGGAGUGAAAACUCGCAGACACUCGGCCCUCCGUGGAAUAAGUUUGACAAGUGGGUUAGACAGUGGACAGAGAACAGGAAGAAGGGUCUGUGGUUGGUUUGGGGCCUAGGUCAGUAGAUGUCUCGGAGCCCCAGGUUUCCAUGGUGAGUCGCCAUGGUUACGCUGUAGCAGUACAGCAGGUCAGUCAUCCACUGCUCCUUCGACUCACCUCGACAGUACCUCUGGAACACACACCGUCAUUAGAACCUCAGAACACACACUUUUUUUGCAUUGUCAUGUUUUUAUUCUAACAUGAUACUUGUUUUAGCUUCCUUACUACCGUGAGGUCCUGUAUAAUGUGUUGUAGUAGAGUUGCGUUAGCCAGCAUGUGGUUGAGUAGUUGGCUGUGUGUGUUUACCGUGAGGUCCUGUAUGAUGCGUUGUAGCAGAGUUGCGUUAGCCAGCAUUUGGUUGCAUAGCGCUGUGUGCUGCAGCAGCAGGGACAGUAUCUGGGCCAGCUGAGGCAGCUCCUCCUCACACAGGUCCCUAACUUGCAACGACUGCAGAACCAACCGCAACAGCCGGGGAACGCUGCUCAGCGCCGCCACACACGCUCCCCACACCGCCUCCCUGCAGGGAGAGAGAGGUUGGACACUAUCUAUACACACAUACAAUCUACACACCACCUACCUACAGGGAAGGAAACAGGUUACACACACAGACAGGCCUACCUCUUGUGGUUGUUCUCUGAGGCGGUGUCCUGCUGUAGGGUCAGUAGCAGAGACAGUAGGCUGAGGCAACAGCGGGACAGGAACCUCAGCAGAGGUUCACUGGGGAGGAAGGACAGGUCCAACAGUCUGGCCACAGCUCUUAACAACCCUGCUGCCAUACUGUCUGGUACCACAGCCAGACCCAUCUGGGAGGGAGAGAGACACAGUUUUACACACACAAACACACAGAGAUGAGUCCACACAAGUACACCAUCUCACCAGGUUCUUGCAGAUGCCGUUCUGCAGCACGUCGAAGCACUGUGAACGAGACCCCAGCGUCUCCAAGCAGUGGCACACUUCCUGUGGGCGGCACAUACAGACAGUGGUUAAGAUCACUUCCUGCUGUUUUAAAAGUUCAUAGGUCACAACAUUAAUAUCUGAGUGUCUGCUUGAUGACAAACAUUUUAAAUUAAAUAAAACGUAAUGUAACCAAUAUGUUACACAUCCACCAGAUUGUAACCUCUCCUCUCUUCCACAUCCACCAGAUAACUCUCCUCCAGACUCCCCCUUUUCCUAAAAAUGAAAGGGUUAAGCGAGUCCUGAGGCACGCUGGGUAAUGGGAGCUGACAUGUGGCGGAUCGGACAAUCUUUUUAAACAAUGUUUUAUGAGCCCAAACAAUCAGGAAGUGUGUGUGUAAGGAGGGUGAAAUCCAAUAGUAGUAAUGACAUUAUGGAGGGAUGGAAUUAGAGGACAAAUGAAGGAGAGGCACGUGUCACUCUCUCCUCUAAUCAACAUCACCCACAACCAUUCAUCAGACAAACCACAUUACCACACACACAUGCAAAUGUCUACUUAGUUAUUUUUCUACCUAACAGAUGGUCUUUCUCCCCACAUUCCUGUGUACUGAGAACAGGAAGUGAUACAUAACAGGUUUGAGCCAACAGGUACAUUACAAUAUGAAGUUGUCUUUAGUGCACUGCUCUCUCACACACACAGUGUAGAGAGCGACAGAGGGGUACAGGUGAGACGAGAGGGCAUCACACAAACUUUCAGAGGUGUGAAACAACGUUAAACCUUUCCUCAUUAACUUCAAAUCAAAACCCAAUUUCUCAUGACCUUCUAUGGAAAUGAGGUGUGUUCAAUGUGUUAGAAUGUGUGCACACCAGACCCCAGACCUGUGCACCUGUUGGCAUUCUCCCCCUCCAUUAAAAACAAUCCUGUCUCAUUAGUGGAAUCAGAGCAGACAUGGUCCGUCCCCUAAUACUGUCCCCCCCUGCCCCCCCAACCCUCAGUCUGAUUGACUCAGACAUGGAGAUGAGACGACCAGGAUCUCAGGCUCUAAUUGAAGAGCUGAAUUAGUGAUUAUAGCCCCCACUCACACACCUCUUGCUUCGGGGUGCGUUUCCGUUAACGGUAAUUUCCGAGCACAAAUGUCACACUCCCAUCAUGCCACAGGCUCUCAUUAGCAUUUCCAUGGUGCCCGAUAACCACGCAGACCCGGCCUGCACAACGCGAUAAAGGUUCCCCUCUCGGCCAGUGUGGCCAGAUAAAGCUUCCCCCUCUGAGCCCUGUGUGUGACACCAGGGGGAACUAAAUAACUGACACUGUGUCCAGAAUACCUCUCUCACAGGUACACUACAUUGGAAGAAGUGCUCAGUCUCUCUCCAUCUCGGUCGCUGUCCUCUUUUCACAUUCUACUCUCCAUCUCGCCCUCUCAUUCACCCUCUCUUCCUCUUUCUGUCACAACAGUCACUUAUAAAGCCCUGGUAGGUGUUUCCUGACCUCAACAACGUCCCAGUGGUGUGUGAAUUGCUCCAGGGGGGUGGGGUACAGGCUGAGGGGGGAGAGGGGGGAGGGAGGGAGCACACUCUCAUCCCCAGCCUCCUGCAGGGUGGCCAACUCAUCAGAUGAAAACCCUGAAAGAGAGAAAGAUUGGUCAGUUUCCUUGGAGAGUACUUCUUCACGAACCUGAAGAUUGAUCACAUCUGAUGACCAGAUAUCAGUGAGACGUGUGUGGGCGGAGCCUGACCUGUGAGGGUGGAGAACAGGAAGCUGAUGUAGUCAACAUCACGCAGGGUCGCGUCCUGAGACCCUACUGACCAGCCACUCAAAGAGGACCUGAAACGCACAUGCAAAUAGGUUAGAAUGGACUGAGAAAGAGGACGGUAUGGAGCGUUGGUUGAGUGAUAGAGCCUAACAAAAGUCAUCUUACAGGAUGGAGGAUUGUUCCAGUUAGUUUUCUGAUUAUAUGGGUCAGACUUAUGUCCAUUUCUGUAGGCGUAUCUGGAACUGACCACAUUACACAGAAUGUAGUUUCCCCCGAGCAGAGUGUGUGUGUGUGUGUGUGUGUGUGUAUGUGUGUGUGUGUGUGUGUGUGUGUGUGUGUGUGUGAAGAAGACGGGGGGGGGGGUUAGAGAUAAAUAAAUGGUGUGUUCUGUAACAUAAGAGACGUGCCAUCGUUCCAUGACGUCUCUGCCACAUUCCACUUCCCAAAGAAACCUUUGUGCUACACACACUGCCCCAACCCCCAGUCUUACACACACUGCCCCAACCCCCAGUCUCUACACACACUGCCCCAACCCCAGUCUCUACACACACUGCCCCCAACCCCAGCUCUACACACACUGCCCCAACCCCCAGUCUCUACACACACUGCCCCAACCCCAGUCUCUACACACACUGCCCCAACCCCCAGUCUACACACACUGCCCCAACCCCCAGUCUCUACACACACUGCCCCAACCCCAGUCUCUACACACACUCCCCCCAAACCCCAGUCUUACACACACGCCCCAACCCCCAGUCUCUACACACACUGCCCCAACCCCAGUCUCUACACACACUGCCCCAACCCCAGUCUUACACACACUGCCCCAACCCCCAGUCUCUACACACACUGCCCCAACCCCCAGUCUCUACACACACUGCCCCAACCCCAGUCUCUACACACACUGCCCCAACCCCCAGUCUCUACACACACUGCCCCCAACCCCCAGUCUCUACACACACCACACUGCCCAACCCCCAGUCUACACACACUGCUCCAACCCCCAGUCUACACACACUGCCCCAACCCCUAGUCUACACACACUGCCCCAACCCCCAGUCUACACACACUGCUCCAACCCCCAGUCUACACACACUGCCCCAACCCCCAGUCUACACACACUGCCCCAACCCCUAGUCGGGUGUGUGUAACACUGCCCCAGAGACACACAGGAAACACUGGGUGUCUCACAAAUACACACACACCUGCUGGCGAUGCACAUUGAUGACAUCAUAGCGUUAUGCAAGACCGGAUGUGUGUGAGAAAUCACUGCCAAACCACAGCAUGACCAAACAGCAGAACAUUGCUUAUGCUCACACACACUAAAAGGACCAACACUGCCAUCUAAAGGCCUAUGUCUAGUGAACUAAGUGCCAGGCCUGGUUAUAACCCAUGAGCUCAAGACUCUGCUCUGCUUUGUGUAGAUCGAUAGAUAUAUAGAUAGAGAGAUAGAGAGAGUGUGUGUGUGUGUGUGUGUCCAGCAUGUGCCACUGAUCUUGUGCCACGACCCUCGACGUGUCUUAAUUGGUUAAUUGUUUGAUUCCAUUAAGCUGGCAAACCAUCGGUCUGCUGUCUCCUCUCUCUAACCAGGAACGACUGACAGCUCACACACACAAAUAGUUUUAUGAAUUGAAAAUUAUAUUUAGAAAAUGUUUAAAAGUUUAAGCGCAAUAAGUUAAAAGAUUUUAAACCGUCUGGGGUUAGUAAAGGCCAUGUGAUGUUGGUCUGCCCUGGAUAUCAACUAAAUGUUUUGAGGAUGAAACCUCAACGGUCAAACGUUGUUUAAGUUUAAACACUGGGUUAGUGACAGAGUUUAUGACCUCAAUCUGUAGCUUUGGGAGGUUGCUGGGGUUACCUGAGGUGUAUGAUGCGUAUGAGGGAGGCAGCCAGGCCAGCAGAGACGCGUCCCGCAGUGCAGCAGCGACUCAGAUUGGCCAACAGACCCUGUGA